AUGUCUAUCAGGGACCUAUAUGAGAAGUUUCUGGCCACACCAGCAGAAGAGAUCCUCUCCCCAGACGCGUCCCUGCAUUAUAUCCCGACAACUACAACAUUUAUGGGCGCAAGCAAUGUCAUACAACACUUAAUUCAGGAGCGCCAUGCAGUCAAGAAUAUGGGCGAAAAAAUCUUGAAUGUGGUGGAGGGGAUUGAUUCACUCUGCUUCGAACUUGAAUUGACAUUGGAAUUUGUUACAAACGGAGGAUCCUAUCUCCCUGCACUGGAUGAUAAUUUUGUGGUUAAUCGCAGGGUGAUAUUUCCAUUGAUACAUAUCGCCCACUUUGAUAGUGACAGCAAGAUUUCUCAAAUUAGAAUCUUCUGGGACCAGGGUGCGCUUUUAAAACAGGUGGACAUUAUCGGCCCGCGUCACUAUAAUUGGCCGAUACGUGAUGGAACAGAACAGUCACGUUUGGCAAUUUCCUCUAUUUCAAUGGCAGCAAAAGCUCUGAUGAAGAGGAAUAUCAAAAUGCAGCAGGAUUCUCCUCCAAAAAUUACUUCUGACCAGAGCCCGCACCCUCCCCCGCCCCCGUUUGGACUGUUGGACGGGCCACAUUCGAGUGAGGCAGAGCCUGUCAUUUCCGCUGCAUUGAUAACCCCCCAAAAAGGAGAUCAAUGCCAAAAUAGGUCUCUUUCAACGCCUAAAGUUACCUCCCGGAUACUUGAACAUUUCGAAUUUGGGGAAGCAAAAGCUCCACCUCCCAGUGCUAAAUACCCCAAGACAUACGACCACUUUGAAUUCGGUGAAGCAAAGGCUCCAGCAAGAGUGGAAGUAGCAAAAACAAGUAGAGUGCAGAACCACUUUGAAUUUGGCGAAGAACCUCCCGAACGCACGAAACCUACCAAAGAGGCUAUUCACUUUGAAUUGGGAGAAGCUUCCCCCAGCAGCACUACUUCACAUAUACCCGUGCGCCCUCGAUCGUCCAAGCAUGAAUCGCAGUGGGAUUUUGAAGACUUUGUGACACCGGAAAAACCUUGUCAAAAAACUCGAGCGCAAGAUAUCCGUCAUUUUACCUGGAGUGAUGAGGAUUGUGAGGCACCUGAUACGCCAAAACCCAAGCCUAAGAUUUCUCGCCCAAGGCGCGAUAUCGAAGCCCACUUCGUGUUUGAAGAUAACGGCACCCACAAAGCAAAACAAGAAUCAGCCAAUAAUUCCCAGGGAACAACAAGCAGUACAUAUCUUGGACUCUAUCAUAAUAACCUAUAUAUCGACACCGCUGGCAACGUGAGGCCACAAGUAGAAUCAAACGUACUUUCAACUGUGCCAGACCUUUCGAGCCGCAAGAAGGACUUUGACAGCCAUUGGGACCUGACUGACGGACAAUCAGAAGGGGAACCCGGUAAAAUAACGCAUUUAGGCACUGGCCGAACUAGAGUAACUCAAAUGAUGGAUUCGGCUUGGGAUAAAUACGACGAUGAUUUGAACAAUAAAAACAAUAAUGGCGGCCAUUCGCGCACCUGCGCAAAAAGGCGCAAUCAAAAUACAGCUCUGCCCAGCUGGGGGUUUGGGGACGAAAACGAUAUCUGA
This is a messenger RNA of Ophidiomyces ophidiicola, 1569 nucleotides long. RefSeq lists its product as uncharacterized. NCBI's taxonomy places the organism in Eukaryota, Fungi, Ascomycota, Eurotiomycetes, Onygenales, Onygenaceae. The coding region runs from base 1 to 1569 and encodes 522 amino acids. The record is from RefSeq and is a predicted model, not a curated record. The transcript has 2 exons.